UCGCAGGGCGGGGCCUGGGACGUCUCUCCAAGGCCAUAAAUGGUUCUCUUCUCCCGCAAAGCGCACAGCGAAUCCCAGCAGCGUCGCGGAGCCGGCGGGAGAGGCCAGCGUCCCCGUCGGAAGACAGGCAGGCAAGCAAGACAGGCGGGCGAGCGUGGCCUUGGCGCUGGUCCCUCGAGGCGAUCUCGGUGCGGCGGCUCUGUUGGCGAGCGCGGGGAGCAGCAGCAGCAGCGGCAGCAGCAUGAAGGGCCCGGGCGCCGCGUCGCCGUCGGAGGUGAUCCGCGAGGGCGAGCUGGAGAAGCGCAGCGACAGCCUCUUCCAGCUGUGGAAGAAGAAGGCGGUGGUGCUGAGCAAGGACAGCCUGAGCCUCUUCUCGCCCGAGGCCGGCAAGGCCCGGGGCGGCGGCGGGAAGGAGCUGCGCUUCGGCUCCAUCCAGAAGGUGGACUGCGUGGAGCGGACGGGCAAGUACGUGUACUUCACCAUCGUCACGACGGACCGCAAGGAGAUCGACUUUCGGUGCCCGGGCGAGAGCUGCUGGAACGCCUCCAUCACCAUGGCGCUCAUCGACUUCCAGAACAAGCGCGCCAUCGAGGACUUCAAGAGCCGCCAGGAGGCCGCCGAGCACGCGGCCGCCGCCACCCGGGACAGGCGCCUCGCGCGCGCCCCCUGAGCCCGACACGCGCGCCCCCGAGCGAGAGACCAAAGAACAUUAUUCUGGAUGACAACAGGACCAAGUGUCUUUGACUGUGAUUCAAGUGCACCGGAGCAAGGUACCAAUGAAGGAAAGCAAAGAAGGAUGCCAGCGACUGCUAGAUCUCUUCGGAUCUGAUGAGGCUGCUGAGCAGGAGAGCCAAAUCUUUGCUGAAAGGCUUUUGCAAACCAAAGAAACUUUUGACAAACACAAAGUCUGGCCAACUGAAGAGGAGGCCCACUUUGCAAACUGCUAUUUUGUUUUAUAUUUAUAAGAUGCAAAGACUAUCCUACACCACCUGGUGGGGAGGAAAGACAUAGUUUAAAUUAUUUGUAGUAUCAAUAUUUUGUAUUUAUUUUGAUGAAUGCUUUUUAAGCAAAUAGCUGUCUUAAUGUUGCUUUUUGCAUUAAUGUAGCCAUUCCAAAUAAAUGAUGUGAUAUGUUCACUUUAUUUUACCACAUA
This is a messenger RNA of Podarcis muralis (Common wall lizard), 1153 nucleotides long. Its product is annotated as pleckstrin homology-like domain family A member 2. Gene Ontology annotation, molecular function: phosphatidylinositol phosphate binding. Lineage: Eukaryota; Metazoa; Chordata; Lepidosauria; Squamata; Lacertidae. Gene Ontology annotation, biological process: positive regulation of apoptotic process. The record is from RefSeq and is a predicted model, not a curated record.